Molecule: messenger RNA, 4389 nt
Organism: Egretta garzetta (little egret)
Lineage: Eukaryota; Metazoa; Chordata; Aves; Pelecaniformes; Ardeidae
Gene: GLI2
Product: GLI family zinc finger 2
Biological process (GO): regulation of transcription by RNA polymerase II; smoothened signaling pathway
Cellular component (GO): nucleus
Molecular function (GO): RNA polymerase II cis-regulatory region sequence-specific DNA binding; DNA-binding transcription factor activity, RNA polymerase II-specific
Source: RefSeq, a predicted model, not a curated record
CACAUUUUUCCAGCCUUCCAUGCUCCUUUGCCAAUUGACAUGCGCCACCAGGAAGGACGAUACCAUUAUGAACCUCACUCUAUCCACGCUAUCCACGGGCCUCCUCCCCUGAGCGGCAGCCCUGUCAUCUCCGACAUCUCCCUCAUCCGCCUGUCUCCGCACACCGCCGGGCCCAGUGAGUCGCCCUUCAGCCCGCCGCACCCCUACGUGGCACCCCACAUGGAGCACUACCUCCGCUCCGUCCACGGCAGCCCCACACUCUCCAUCAUCUCCGCUGCCAGGGGCCUCAGCCCCGCUGACGUGGCUCACGAACACCUGAAGGAGCGAGGUCUCUUCGGGCUGCCCCCACCGCCACCGGGAGCCAACCCCACUGACUACUACCACCAAAUGACGCUGAUGGCCGGCCACCCGAACCCCUAUGGGGACCUCCUGAUGCAGAGCGGGGGAGCAGCCAGCACAGCCCAUCUUCAUGAUUACCUCAGCCCCGUCGACGUGUCCCGGUUUUCAAGCCCACGGGUGACACCGAGAUUAAGCCGAAAACGAGCCCUGUCUAUCUCCCCGCUCUCUGAUGCCAGCAUUGAUCUCCAGACGAUGAUCAGGACCUCCCCAAACUCUCUCGUGGCAUAUAUCAACAACUCCAGAAGCAGUUCAGCAGCGAGUGGCUCCUACGGCCAUUUAUCUGCCGGGACAAUCAGCCCGGCGUUCAGCUUCCCCCACCCCAUCAACCCCGUGACGUACCAGCAGAUCCUGACCCAGCAGAGAGGCCUGAGCUCAGCCUUUGGACACACUCCCCCCCUGAUCCAGCCAUCCCCAACGUUCCCCCCACGGCAGCACAUGGCGGUCAUCUCUGUCAACCCACCGCCAGCACAGAUCAGCAGCAACAGCAACUGCAUCUCUGACUCCAGCCAGAACAAGCAGAGCAGCGAGUCGGCCGUGAGCAGCACAGUCAAUCCCGUAAUUAACAAGCGCAGCAAAGUCAAGACUGAAGUCGAGGGCUUGCCCCCAGCCUCCCCCACCACACAGGAGCAUCUGACAGACCUGAAAGAAGAUCUAGAUAAGGAUGAAUGUAAACAGGAGCCUGAGGUUAUUUAUGAGACGAACUGUCACUGGGAAGGGUGCACAAAGGAAUAUGACACUCAAGAGCAGCUCGUCCAUCACAUCAACAACGAUCACAUCCACGGGGAGAAGAAGGAGUUUGUCUGCCGCUGGCAGGACUGCACGCGGGAGCAGAAGCCCUUCAAGGCUCAGUACAUGUUGGUGGUGCACAUGCGAAGACACACAGGAGAGAAGCCACACAAGUGCACGUUUGAGGGUUGCUCCAAAGCCUAUUCCCGCCUGGAGAACUUAAAGACACACCUGAGGUCCCACACUGGAGAAAAACCCUAUGUCUGUGAACACGAAGGUUGCAAUAAAGCCUUUUCCAAUGCCUCGGACAGAGCCAAGCACCAGAACAGGACACAUUCCAAUGAGAAACCCUACGUCUGUAAAAUCCCUGGCUGCACGAAGCGGUACACAGACCCUAGUUCCCUCAGGAAGCACGUCAAGACUGUGCACGGGCCUGAUGCCCAUGUCACAAAGAAGCAGCGCAACGAUGUGCACCCGAGGCCACCUCCGCUCAAGGAAAAUGGUGACAAUGAGGCAAGCGCCAAGCAGAGCAGCAAGGUUUCAGAGGAGGGCCCUGAGGCCAACAGCACCACGAGGAGCAUGGAGGAUUGCUUACAAGUCAAAACGAUAAAAACGGAGAAUUCUGUGAUGUGUCAGUCCAGUCCUGGUGGCCAGUCGUCAUGCAGCAGUGAGCCGUCACCCCUUGGCAGCACCAACAACAAUGACAGUGGAGUAGAAAUGAACAUACACAGCGGGGGAAGUCUGGGAGAUCUGACGGCGUUGGAUGACAACGCUCCUGUUGUGGAUUCAACGGUCUCAUCUGGUAAUUCGACAGUCAGCCUGCACCUAAGGAAACACAUGACGACGAUGCAACGACUUGAACAGCUCAAGAAAGAGAAACUCAAGACAGUUAAGGAUUCCUGCUCAUGGGUGAGCCCAGCUUCACAAGCCAGAAACACCAAGCUGCCUCCCAUCUCAGGAAACGGCUCUAUUCUAGAAAAUAGUGGUGGUUCUUCUGCUACGCUGCCCAAUCCCAGAAUAAUGGAGCUGUCUGUCAAUGAGGUUACGAUGCUGAACCAACUCAACGAGCGCCGUGAUAGUACGACAAGCACCAUCAGCUCCGCCUACACCGUCAGCCGCAGGUCAUCAGGGAUCUCCCCGUACUUCUCCAGCCGCCGUUCCAGCGAGGCUUCACAGCUCGGGCACCGUCCCAAUAAUACGAGCUCUGCUGACUCCUAUGACCCGAUUUCGACGGAUGCCUCCCGUCGGUCGAGCAGGCUGAAAGCCAAGUACGCUGCUGCCACGGGGGGCCCUCCUCCAACUCCCCUGCCAAACAUGGAGAGGAUGACCCUGAAGAACAGGAUCUCACUUAUGGAUGGACCAGACCCCACCUUGCCCUCCAUCCGUCUCCCGCCAGGCCCCAGGCGUUGCAGCGAUGGUAACAGCUAUGGCUACCCGUCAGCUGCGGCAUUUCCCCACGAGGUGCCAGGCAACUGCGCGAGGCGGGCGAGUGACCCAGUGAGGAGACCUGCCGGAGACCCCCAGGCCCUCCCACGAGUUCAACGCUUCAAUAGCACCAACAGCAUGAACCCCUUCCAUCCUCCACACCCCACAGACAGGAGGAAUUUUGGCCUCCAGAACUAUGGUCGCUCAGACGGGAGCCUCCCCCGGCACACCUACUCACCCCGGCCAUUGAGCAUCAGUGAAAACAUCGCCAUGGAAGCUAUGGCCGGGGAGGCAGAAGUGCCUGUUGGAGACGAUGACAUUAUGCUGCCAGACGACGUGGUGCAGUACAUCAAAUCCCAGAGCAACGGGACCGCAGCUGAGAGCACUUCCAUGGGGUACAGCAAUGAGAUGCAAAGUUUCCAGGGAAGUGGGAAGCUGCAGCCUCCAGCCUUGCCUGGCCAGCGCAGGAUGGCGGUGGCCGAGGCGAGCAUGAGCCACUUGGGACCCAUGAUGGCAGAGUGCCCCAUGACCUUUGAUGCUUCCUCAGACAUGAAUAAAAAUAACAUGCCCGUCCAGUGGAAUGAGGUCAGUUCGGGUACAGUCGAUAUCAUGUCCAAUCAGUCAAAGCAGCAGUUUUCUCAAGGGAACUUAGCAGUGGUCCAGCAGAAGCAGAACUUUGGUCAGUACCAGAACUACAACCAACAGCAGAUGCAGCUGCCGGAGAAUAGUAUGAACGUAACACAGCAGAACUUUAUGCAAAGAAAUGUGGGCAUGGACGGGCAGAGGCUAAACUGUAUGCAGCUGCGGCAGCAGCCCGUGAGCCUAGGCCCUGGUAUGAACCCUGAUCUGGGUUUGCACGCAGGGUAUAACCAACCUCAUCAGAUGCUGAGUCCCAGUGCAAUCAGUGGCAAUCCAAAUCAGAUCUCUCCUUCUUGUAGCAGCAUGGCAGCAAAGUCCGUACCCCACCUUCACCCUCAGCAAAUGGACAUGGCAACAGACCCUUCUUUAAUGGUCGGCAGCAACAGUGAGCGCACGAUGCUGGGCCAGGUCAUGCAUGAACCAAGUCAUCAGAACUAUGCAUCUCAGCCAACCCACCUGAACUUUCCCAUGGCUCAGGAGGCCUUUCAUCAGCCCAUCGUGACCUCCAACCAGGCCAGCUUUGAGCCUCAGCAGAGCAUGAUGGGCUCAGCCGCACAGGCAUAUCCUGGACCUGGCAUGGUCCAGCCUCGUCCUCCGCCCGAGCCGAGCCCGUCCAGCAGACCCCGAGGCCUCCGCACCAUCCAGCAGCUGGGCUACAUGAGAACUCCCCACCCUACAAACACCAUCAGCUCGGGCCAGGAGGCGACGGAGGCCGUGCAUAAAAGAACCAGCGAUAUGUUGCCGGCGCCGACCCAGCAGUGUGCAGACGGUACAAGGGAAAACAAUUUGAUGUACUAUUAUGGUCAAAUCCACAUGUACGAACAGAACAGCAGCUUCGAUAAUCACGCGGACUGCCGGGUCAGACAGCAGCAGUGCGCACUGACCAGCAAGCCGGCCACUCUGCCUUCCCCGGGCGCGAACCAGGUGUCCAGCACGGUGGACUCGCAAGGUCUUGAGCCGCCCCAGAUAGAUUUUGAUGCCAUCAUGGAUGAUGGGGACCAUUCGAGCCUGAUGUCGGGCACCCUGAGCCCCAGCAUCCUGCAGAACCUCUCCCAGAACUCCUCUCGCCUGACGACUCCACGAAACUCUCUGACACUGCCCACCAUACCCGCGGGAAUAAGCAAUAUGGCAAUAGGCGAUAUGAGCUCCAUGCUAACCACGCUGGCAGAAGAGAGUAAAUUUCUAAACAUGAUGUCCUAA